This is a messenger RNA of Oncorhynchus keta (chum salmon), 6303 nucleotides long. Its product is annotated as kelch-like protein 33. The record is from RefSeq and is a predicted model, not a curated record. Gene Ontology annotation, molecular function: protein binding. Lineage: Eukaryota; Metazoa; Chordata; Actinopteri; Salmoniformes; Salmonidae. The transcript has 3 exons. The coding region runs from base 3 to 1622 and encodes 539 amino acids.
UCAUGGCUGCCAGUAGUGACUUCUUCCGGGGAAUGUUCACCAGCGGGAUGAAGGAAUCCCAGCAGCCCUGUGUGGCCCUUCCCUUCCUGGAGGCUGCUGAGCUGGAGGCCAUGAUUGGCUGCUCCUACAGUGGGUCCCUCCCCCUCAGCUGGGGGCGUGUCUUUGAGAUGACCUGUACCGCCCUCCAGCUCCAGUUCCAGCCCGCCCUCUCGCUGUGCCUCAACUUCCUGGAACAGGAAAUCGAUGCUCACUCCUGCCUGGACGUGGCCUCCUUCGCUGAGGCUUAUGGGAUGCCGGAACUCCUCGAAGUGGCAAACAGUUUUGUCCUGAGACACUUCCAAAACGUGGCAGCCACCCCUAAAUUUCAAGACCUGCCAGCCAAGAAGCUUAGAAGAUAUCUGAAAAGCGAUUCCCUCUUUGUGUCCUCUGAGCUUGUCGUCUUCAAGGCUGUGGUGGCUUGGAUCGAGGCGUGUCCCAGCAAAAGGCUUAAACUCACCAAAGAGCUGAUGAAGAAAGUAUACUUUCCCCUCAUGAACGUCAAGGAGUUCAAUGAAGUUAAAACCACAAAACUGUGGUCUGAACGCAACACGGAAGGUCUCUACCUGACUAUACUGGAGGACUUUCACUCUCAUCACGUUGCACCUCGAACCCUGUGCAGGGUUUACUUGCCAAAGGACAGUCUAGUCUUGGUGGGUGGAGAUCAGAUCUCUGCCGACUUUAGCCGCCGAUCUCCCAGCCGAGAACUGUGGUUCGGAAACUCUCUGAGGAACUACACAGGCAUUGUAAAGAAUGUGGAAUGGAGGUUGCUUGGCGAGAUGCCAAAGCCACCAAGGCUAAGUCACGAGGUGGCGGUACUCACAGGGAAGUUGUACGUGGUCGGGGGACAGAGUUAUGAAGGCACACUUGACGUUUUCAACUCGACCUACAGAUAUGAUCCGCUUCAGAACCUCUGGGAGAGGUUGGCUGACUUGCAUAAGACAAGGUGCAACUUUUCCAUGGUUGUGCUGGACAGGAUGAUAUAUGCCAUUGGAGGGGACAUUGAUCCAGAAACUAACCUGGAUAGUGUGGAGCGCUACUGUCCAAACACAGAUACCUGGAGCUUUUCGCGACCCUUGGAUAUGACAUUGAGCUGCCAUGCUGCCACAAUGUUGGAUGGAAAGAUUUUCAUCUCAGGGGGGUUGGACUGCAGGCACCAGUGUCGAGUAUCUAUGUUUCUGUACCACCCUGAGAGAGGAACCACCUACCUGGCCGAGAUGAGCCAACCUCGAGCCCGUCACUGCAUGGAGACUUUAAACGGCAAUCUUUACGUGGCAGGAGGUGUCACUGUUGAUGAAAACAUGACGUCUAUCGACCAGCUGGCCUGUGAGGUCUAUGACUCGGUUAGUGACCUUUGGAGUGCUCUCACACCCCUGGCCGUCCCCCAUGUUGGAGCAGCCUCUGUGGUUCUGGAGGGGAUGCUCUAUGUGCUGGGAGGAUACUGCCAAGAGGACUACAGAGAGACCAGACUGGUUCAUCGUUAUGAUCCCACCAUCCAAUUUUGGGAGAAUAUGGGCGAGAUGCCAGGACCCAACACUGACAUACGAGCCUGUUUGCUGCACCUACCCAACCACUUAAGACAAUGACACAUCACUAUAAAUCCCAUAAGACUACACUACAUUUGUCAGGGAACAGAAACGGAACCGGGAAUGAAAGUGAGUCAUAGUGUUCUGGAACAGAACCGUUAUUUUAAACGCAUGGGGCUGGAUAUUAACGUUUUUUAUGUUCCGGGUAUUUUUUUCAAGUCCCACAAAAAUACGCAACAAAGCAUAUUUUGAAUCCUUGUACUGCUGUGAACACAGAAGCUUGUUACCUAGUGUAUGAAUUUUAUGAAUAAUUACUAAAUUAUGUUUACAUUUAACGUAGAACUAUAACUAACAGAAUUCUACCCUGUCUCUGUAUAAUGAUAAAUAAUGUUUGUCCUUUAGAAAGAGGGACUAUUAGCAGGCAAGGAACUGUGGCAGACAAAUUGUGAUUUACCAUCACCAAAUGGACAGGCUGAAAUCAACACCAACGAGCGAUGGAGAGGAACCACUAUCACUGCUAUGCCAUCCUGAGUUCAGCAAGCCAGACAAUUGGGCAUUUCAGCAGUAUAUUAGAGCAUGUCCAAUUCGUGAAGGUUAAAUGCCCAUUGUUAUACAUUGGAAAUGGACAGUUUACAUUUGUACAUUUCCAAUGUAUUUAAUGAGGAUUUGCCAUUACCAAAUGAACUUGCUUAAAUCAACACCAACGAGCGAGGGAGAGGAACCAGUAUCACUGCUAGGGCAUCUCGAGUUCAACAAGCCAGACAAUUGGGCAUUUCAGCAAUAUAUAACAGCAUGUCUAAUUCAUGAUGGUAAAUGCCCACUAAUGUAUUGCUAAUGGACAGUGUUCAAUACACAUAAUACAUUGCCAGUCUUAACAUGUUAUACUGCAGUUGGACAGUGUCCAUUGCUAAUAUAUAGCAAUUGGACAGUGUCCAUUACACAUAUGCUAUAUUACCAGUGUGAACAUUCUCUUCUGCAAGUUGACAGUGUCCAUUGCCAAUGUAUAUUCAUAAGGACUUCACAUUACGAAACGGACAUGCUGAAUCAACAUCAACGAGAAAUUCUGACUUCUUAUGACUUCGUAUGAUCAAACUUGACAAAUAGACCUUCUAGGUUGAUUCAGGGCUUAACUUCUUCGAUAUAGGGGGCGCUCUUUUAAUUUUGGGAUAAAAAAACGUUCCCAUUUUAAACAAGAUAUUUUGUCACGAAAAGAUGCUCGACUAUGCAUAUAAUUGACAGCUUUGGAAAGAAAACAAGAAGAUAUUAUCUGUGAGUGCCACAGAACUGAUGCUACAGGCGAAACCAAGAUGAAAUUUCAAACAGGAAAUGCCCCAGAUUUUGAAGGCGCUGUGUUCCAAUGUCUCCUUAUAUGGCUGUGAAUGCGCAAGGAAUGAGCCUACACUUUCUGUCGUUUCCCCAAGGUGUCUGCAGCAUUGUGACGUAUUUUCUAGGCAUAUCAUUGGAAGAUUGACCAUAAGAGACUACAUUUACCAGGUGCUCGCUUGGUGUCCUCCGUUGCAAUUAUUGCGUAAUCUCCAGCUGCGUGUAUUUUUCCAUUUGCUUCAGAGGAGAAACCCAACUGCCACGAAUGACUUAUCAUCGAAUAGAUAUGUGAAAAACACCUUGAGGAUUGAUUCUAAACAACGUUUGCCAUGUUUCUGUCGAUAUUAUGGAGUUCAUUUGGAAAAAAGUUUGGCGUUGUAAUGACUGAAUUUUCUGGUUUUUUUCUUGGCCAAACUUGAUGAACAAAACGGAGCGAUUUCUCCUACACAAAUAAUGAACAUUUGCUAUCUAACUGAGAGUCUCCUCAUUGAAAACAUCCGAAGUUCUUCAAAAGUAAAUUAUUUUAUUUGAAUGCUUUUCUUGUUUUUGUGAAAAUGUUGUAUCAAUACUCUUACACAAAUGCUUGUGUAGCUAUGGUUGAAAAGCAUAUUUUGAAAAUCUGAGAUGACAGUGUUGUUAAAACCUAUUAAUCCUACCCCCUACUUUUUCGAACAUUCUGUUAAAAAUCGCGCAACAUUUCAGCGUCCUGCUACUCAUGCCAGGAAUAUAGUAUAUGCAUAUGAUUAGUAUGUGUGGAUAGAAAACACUGUGACGUUUCUAAAACUGGUUAAAUCACAGAAUAUAUAACUAUAACAGAACGUGCGUUUCAUCGAAAAGCGCAAGAAAAUCUGAUCACUGAAAACUGGAAAAUAUAUCAAUGCGCCACUUGCAUGUAUUGUUGAAUGGAAACUUGUUUUGGAUGAGAAAUAUCCGGACAUGAUUUGAAGACGUGGAGCUAUUGAAUACACAUCGCCCCGUGAUCAAUUUGAUAGAUUAUUAACGUUUACUAAUACCUAAAGUUGCAUUACAAAAGUAUUUCUAAGUGUUUUGUGAAAGUUUAUCGUCGACUUUUUUCAUUUAAAAAAAUUACGUUGCGUUUUAAAACGCUGUUUUUUCCUUGAUCACACAGUCUUCAUAGAUCGAUAUCUAGGCUAUAUAUGGACCGAUUUAAUCGAAAAAAAGACUCAAUAGUGAUGUUUAUGGGAUAUCUUGGAGUGCCAACAAAGAAGAUCGUCAAAUGUAAUGAAUGUUUUAUAUUUUAUUUCUGCGUUUUGUGUAGCGCCGACUAUGCUAAUUAUUUUGUUUGCGUCCCCUUCGGGUCUUUUGGGGUGUUGCAUGCUAUCAGAUAAUAGCUUCUCAUGCUUUCGCCGAAAAGCAUUUUAAAAAUCUGACUUGUUGGCUGGAUUCACAACGAGUGUAGCUUUAAUUCAGUACCCUGCAUGUGUGUUUUAAUGAAUGUUUGAGUUUUAACGAGUGCAAUUAGCAUUUAGCGUAGCGCAUUUGCAUUUCCAGAUGUCUAAAUGGGACGCAUGCGUGCCGGGUCGACGUAAGAGGUUAACAAAAAGCUAAGCUUGUGAGCCAAUAUAUUUAUUUCAUUUCAUUUGCGAUUUUCAUGAAUAGUUAACGUUGCGUUAUGGUAAUGAGCUUGAGGCUAUGAUUACGCUCCCAGCAUACAUCUGGUAAGUAAAUAGGCCAUCUCAACAUUAUAUAUGCUAUUUGCACAUGGUUCACUGACUUUUGGGUUUGGAAGCCAACUUCCUAUGAUCAUAUAUGUAUGGCAAAUGGCCAUAACAUCCCGAUUUAGUACUUUCAAUGCUUAUGUAUGCCAUUUGGACAUUUCCUAUGGCAUUUGGACAUGGUUUAUUUACUUUUGGGUUCGGAAGCCGACUUCCUAUUGGGCAUAUAUGGCAAAUGGACAUAAAAUCCUGAUUUAGUACUUUCAAUACUUAUAUAUGUCACUUGUGGGCGGCAGGUAGCCUAGUGGUUAGAGCAUUGGGCCAGUAACUGACUUGCUGUGAUCACAUAUGCCUUAUGGACAAACAAGCACACAAUCUGUGUACAUACAGUUCCUACAUAUGUAUAAUUGACAAAAAAAUAUAUUUUUUUGUGUCCAAAACGCACCUUUUACGAGGUUUAACAUUUUUUUUUUUUAAAUCUGAUUUUGAAGAUUUCACCCUUGAGACCUGAAUUUCUGACCAUUUCCCAUAUAGAAUCCUGCGGUGGAGCGCGCUUGCCCCCUUUGGGAUUUUUGGUUAAUUACACCCGACAUUUGCCAUGGUCCACAUGCAAUAUGUUUUGGACCAAUUGCCCCCCAAUUGAGUGGUAUUUGCGAUUGUGUAUAUGUUUUGCCCAAUACCAAUAAGUAUAAUUAGAAUUGAACUUCACCAAGCCAGAGGGCCUCACAAGGCAUCACCUGCAUUCUAGUCCCUCGUUUUACACAUUAACCUCACCAGUCCUACUAUAAUCAACCCAGUACCACGGAUCUGAACUUUUGGUUGCCCGCAACUGGCUAAUUAACAAUUAUGUCCAAGGAUAUCUCACUUAAGAACACUGUUAUCAACUCAACUCAGUCCUGCUAGUUACCUCAGCUGUGGCCCUCUUAAGGAAAACCUUGCUCUAGGAGUACCCUCAACAGGGGCUUUUGUUAAUUAUUAAUUUAAAAUAUAUACAUUUUCAUCUCUUAUUGAUAGAUUAGAUUGUCCAAGCUCACCUCUCUCAGUACUAUGUUCCCUGCCAGAUGAACUCAUUACCCAACAUUGGAAGAAUUUGGGCAAGAUGCCCGGACACAACACAGACAUACGAGCCUGUCUGCUUCGCCUGCCCAACCACUUAAGACAAUGAGAAAAGGAACUUUAGAGGGUGAGAUAGAGGUUGGGGUCCAAUUUAAUUUAUAAUUCCAAAUUAGAUUCCGGAAAUCAAGCAGGAAGUGGAGAAUUUACUUGGAAUUGAAUUGAUAUUGCAGCAAUUUUCAGAAAACGGAAUUGCAAUUAAUUUGGAAUUUAGGCUGUCUGACCUGGGAUUUAAUUGACAUUGAAGGAGAAAAUCAUCCUUGGAAUAGAAUUGGAAUUUGUGGAAUUGAUCCCAAACCUUGUUAUGACUAUACAACACAACAACACAGAGGAGCUUGGCUGCCAUUAAUCUACAGGUGAGAGAAAAUGUAUUGUAUGCCAGAAAUUAGUCUGAUUCUUUAUCACUGAUAUAAUUUUUUGACUGAAAAUGGUAAAGAUGUGUGUUGAUAUUAUUAAAUACCUUAUGACCUUACAAAUAGCCUGAUUUGCAUUCAGAAGUAAAUACUGUACACUGUAAUAUUAUUCUGCUUAUGUAAUUGUAGGCAUUUGCUAGUUCUUAAACUCGUUCUCACAGUGAUGAAAUCAUGAACAGAAUUUGGAAAAGCCAAAAUUUGGAAACAAAUGAAAGU